Messenger RNA from Peniophora sp. CBMAI 1063, 1089 nucleotides. NCBI's taxonomy places the organism in Eukaryota, Fungi, Basidiomycota, Agaricomycetes, Russulales, Peniophoraceae. The record is from the annotation of a GenBank genome assembly.
AUGCCUAUUGCUUGCAGGGGCUAUUGCGUCGGAAUUGAAUCUGAGGGGAAUGAGCUGCCGCACUACCGCGUAGUGACGGACGAUCGCACCGUCACCUGCUGGAUUCCAAGUGAGGCCGGCAAAGCAUUCUUGGUGACAUGUAUCGCGACUGAGCCCCAUGCGCAUGACUUCAAGACCGUAAGGAUCCUCGCCGACGGCCGGAGACUAACAGGGGCUGGAUCUCCCGAUGAAGAAAGUGUUUGCAUACGGUAUCGUAGGAUAUCGAGAGAGACCCGUCAGCCUUUCGUGUUUUCGUCGGUGGAAAUUGUCCCAGACGAAAGCGGUGGCACUACACCUACUACGGAAGUCUCCCCUGACCUUGGUGUCAUUGAGAUUCAGAUCUGGCCCGCUCGGCAGAGUGAAGAGAAUGGUUAUAUGCACGUUGAAAAGGCAGAUGUUCUAGACAGCGGCGUGACACUGAGCGAGAGAUCCAAGGUUCUUGCAGUCAACCAUGUGAAGCCCGGGCCUACGGAGGUCUUCGCAUUGCCAAAGUUUAACUUCAGCUACUGGGCCAUUGGAGAUGUCCCAUACGCCACAUUUCGCUUCUUGCACCGCCCCGCGAACGUUCUGCAAGCGCAGGGUAUCACUCCCCCUCCCUCUCAGAUGCCUGAGCCUUCGCCAAUCUCGACAUCUCGUAAGUCUACUCGACCUCAUCCCGACGAAGCAGAGAAUGAGAGCAGCAAGCGCAGACGCGUGAGCGAGAAUCCCUCGAGUAGCAGCCGCUCUACCCCACAAGAGAGCAGGACGGAACGCGCGAGACGUCUCAGGACACAAGCAGACAUCCUCGAGCUCGAAGAAGACAUCGAGGAGAAACAGAAGCUUUUGGAUGGUAUGAAAGAGCGUUUCACUCACCUGCCAGCACCAGCGUCCAACGAAAAGGACAUCCAGAACGCCGUGCAAUCAAUCACGACAGAAAGCACAGCGGACCAGAUAAGACGCCUCAGGCUUCAGGCUGACAUCCUUGAACUUGAUGAUGAUGUAAACAAAAAGAGGUCGGCAUUGAUGGAACUGAAGAAGAGGCUGGUGAUCGAUCUCACUGUCGACGACUGA